GCCCGGAACGUCACCUGGAAACUCGGCAGCCGCCUCUACGGCCCCAGCUCCAUCAGCUUCGCGGAGGACUUUGUGAAAAACAGCAAGAAGCACUACAACUACGAGCACUCGAAGAUCAACUUCCGGGACAAGCGGAGCGCCCUCAAGUCCAUCAACGAGUGGGCGGCCCAAACCACCGACGGCAAGCUGCCCGAGGUCACCAAAGAUGUGCAGAAGACCGACGGGGCCUUAAUUGUCAACGCCAUGUUCUUCAAACCGCACUGGGAUGAGAAGUUCCAUCACGAGAUGGUGGACAAUCGUGGCUUCAUGGUAUCUCGUUCCUACACAGUCAGCGUUCCCAUGAUGCACCGUACAGGGUUGUACAAGUACUACGCAGACGAGGCGGAGAAACUGCAGAUCGUGGAGAUGCCGUUGGCCCACAAGCUCUCCAGCCUGAUCCUAAUCAUGCCCAACCACGUCGAGCCUUUGGAACGCCUGGAGAAGAUGCUCACCCGGGAACAGCUCCAGAGUUGGCUGGGCAAGUUGAAGCAACGGUCAGUGGCCAUCUCCUUGCCCAAGGUCAGCCUGGAGGUCAGCCACGACAUUCAGAAACACCUGGCUGAUCUCGGCUUAACCGAAGCCGCGGAUAAGAACAAAGCUGACCUGUCCAAGAUCUCCGGCAAGAAGGACCUCUACCUCUCCAACGUCUUCCACGCAGCGGCUCUCGAACUGGACACGGAAGGCAACCCUUUCGACACGGACCUCUACAGCCGCGAAGAAAUCCGGAACCCCAAACUCUUCUACGUCGACCAUCCCUUCCUUUUCCUGGUCAAGGACAAUAAGACCAACUCUGUCCUGUUUAUCGGCCGGCUGGUGAGGCCCAAAGGAGACAAAAUGCACGACGAAUUGUAGUUUGUGGCACGCCGGGUUUCAUGCACGGCUCUUUUGAUUUUUAUUUUCUCUUUUU
Messenger RNA from Pseudonaja textilis, 946 nucleotides. RefSeq names its product serpin family H member 1 (gene SERPINH1). NCBI's taxonomy places the organism in Eukaryota, Metazoa, Chordata, Lepidosauria, Squamata, Elapidae. Gene Ontology annotation, biological process: negative regulation of endopeptidase activity; collagen fibril organization. Gene Ontology annotation, cellular component: endoplasmic reticulum. Gene Ontology annotation, molecular function: serine-type endopeptidase inhibitor activity. The record is from RefSeq and is a predicted model, not a curated record.